GUCGAGGCGACGAAGGCUAAGAAAGUCAGACUUAGUCGACCCACUGAACAGUCGACAGCAUGACGAGGGGAGACUUCCUAGCAGCAGCUGGGCUACUCCUCAUCCUACUAUCAGCCGGAGUGGAAUGUGGAGCCAGAGUGAAACGGCAGGACGACGGCGAUGGAGAAGACGAAGGACAGUCCAUCGACGAACUCUGCAGGGACAGACCGCCGGACGAGUACUUCAGGCUCACCACGAGCGGAGACUGUAGGGAUGUCGUAAGGUGUGACAAAGGGGCCGAGAACGGGAAGACGAGGUUGGCCGGGGUCAGGUGCCCCAACUCGCUCGCCUUCGACAUCGAUCGGCAGACGUGUGACUGGAAAACUAAUGUUAAGAAUUGUAACGAUCUAGAAAAACCAAGGAAAGUCAUGCCGAUCCUUAAGACCGACGAGCCCGUCUGUCCCGAAGGCAAACUGUCGUGCGGAAACGGCGAAUGUAUUGAGAAAGAGCUUUUCUGCAAUGACAAGCCUGACUGUAAAGACGAAUCAGAUGAAAACGCCUGCACUGUUGAACUUGAUCCUAACAGAGCACCCGAUUGCGACCCUACCCAGUGCGCUCUUCCCGAUUGCUUCUGUUCCGCAGACGGUACUCGUAUUCCUGGAGCUAUUGAGCCCAAUCAAGUACCUCAAAUGAUCACGAUCACAUUCAACGGCGCCGUCAACGUAGACAACAUCGAUCUGUACGAUGAAAUCUUUAACGGUCAGAGGCAAAACCCCAACGGUUGCCAAGUCAGGGGAACGUUCUUCGUCUCCCACAAAUACACCAACUACGCCGCCGUCCAGGAAUUGCACAGAAAAGGACACGAGAUUUCAGUAUUUUCUCUCACCCACAAGGACGACCCGAAAUACUGGACCGGUGGUUCCUACGACGAUUGGCUAGCUGAAAUGGCAGGCUCUAGGCUUAUUGUUGAAAGGUUUGCCAAUAUCACCGACGGUUCCAUCAUCGGUGUGAGAGCACCUUACUUGAGAGUCGGAGGAAACAAACAAUUCGAAAUGAUGGCUGACCAAUACUUUGUCUAUGAUGCAUCCAUCACUGCUCCUCUUGGACGUGUGCCAAUCUGGCCGUACACUCUCUACUUCAGAAUGCCUCACAAGUGUAAUGGUAAUGCUCAGAACUGCCCUUCAAGGAGUCAUCCCAUCUGGGAAAUGGUCAUGAACGAACUCGACAGGAGAGACGACCCGACUUUUGAUGAAUCUCUACCCGGUUGUCACAUGGUUGAUUCUUGCUCAAACAUUCAGACCGGAGAACAAUUCGCAAGACUUCUGAGGCAUAACUUCAACCGCCACUACUCUACCAACAGGGCUCCCCUCGGUCUUCACUUCCACGCAUCUUGGCUAAAAUCGAAGAAAGAAUUCAAGGAAGAACUUAUCAAAUUCAUUGAAGAAAUGUUGGACAAGAAUGAUGUAUAUUUCGUCACUAUGCUUCAGGUAAUCCAAUGGAUGCAGAAUCCAACUGAACUGUCCUCCCUCCGAGAUUUCCAAGAGUGGAAGGAAAAGUGUGAUGUCAAAGGGCAACCCUACUGCUCGUUGCCCAACCCAUGUCCUCUUACAACCAGAGAACUGCCAGGGCAGACCAUCAGACUGUUCACAUGCCUUGAAUGUCCCAACAACUAUCCAUGGAUUCUGGACCCUACAGGAGAUGGAUUCUCUUCCAAAUAAAUGCCCAAACCACCCUUUCCUUCUACCCCUUAUUACUUGUUUUGGGGUUCCUAAAGCAUCAUAACCUAGAAAUAGAUAUCUCCUGCAUUGUAGUACCUUUAGAAUUGUACACUCAUUGAAAUUUUCUGUUAUCUACAAAGGGGUUUAAGACCUCAUGACCUAAUGGUGUGAUUUGUUUAGUAUAUCGUUAAGGUGCUAAGUUAACAGUGCAGGUCGUUGCACUCAAUUCGCCCUACCAAUCAAAAUUUUACAGGGCGUUCAACUCAAUGAGUUCUCAAAGGCUGUAUAAAGGAUAUAUUUAUAAUAUAUUUAAUGUAAAUUUUUUAUUUUUAUG
This is a messenger RNA of Cimex lectularius (bed bug), 2031 nucleotides long. RefSeq lists its product as uncharacterized. The record is from RefSeq and is a predicted model, not a curated record. Bases 60 to 1697 code for a protein of 545 amino acids. Lineage: Eukaryota; Metazoa; Arthropoda; Insecta; Hemiptera; Cimicidae. Gene Ontology annotation, cellular component: extracellular region. Gene Ontology annotation, biological process: carbohydrate metabolic process. The transcript is spliced from 6 exons. Gene Ontology annotation, molecular function: protein binding; chitin binding.